Molecule: messenger RNA, 6691 nt
Organism: Mobula hypostoma (lesser devil ray)
Lineage: Eukaryota; Metazoa; Chordata; Chondrichthyes; Myliobatiformes; Myliobatidae
Product: NACHT, LRR and PYD domains-containing protein 3-like
Exons: 10
Coding region: 2379-5366 (995 amino acids)
Biological process (GO): regulation of apoptotic process
Cellular component (GO): cytoplasm
Molecular function (GO): protein binding
Source: RefSeq, a predicted model, not a curated record
GGCUACAGGGGGAAAUGUUAUGUUUUAUUACACCCACUGGUCGCGCUAGUAUUGCUAAUGUUUUUAUGAGUUCAAUAUUGUCCUUAGGAUUGCGUGGAUUAACGAAUAUGUGUGUUUUAUUCUGUUUGUGUAUUUUUUUUUAGCAAAGACAUUGUAUAUCUGGCAGUGAUAUUUAGUUUAAAUAUUCCUGUAAUAAAUCUCAUUGGAAGUUGAUAAAAGUAUGGAAGUCUACACACAGUGGGCACGUUUUUAUGUCCUCCCCCCCCCCCCCCGUACCUAAUGAUGUGACACUGAGUGUAUGUUCGGGGUUUACUGCGAUUGUACCCCGUCCAAAUCCAAGGUUCUGCGUUCAGUGUCGCUCUCUUGCACGCCGCUGUUGGAGCGCAUGGUUAUUUGAAUUCCUGCCGCCGUCCUGUCGGAUUUAAUCAGUCUGGCCAAUCUCACUGAGCUCUCUCAUUAACGAGGCCUUUAGAACUGCCGCUCAGUGGAUUUUCCUUUGGUUUGUUUCCGGACCAUUCUCUGUAAACCGAGAGGUUUAUACGUGAAAAUCCAAGUAGUUGAUCAGUUUCUGAAACACUCAUAGCACCCUGUCUGACACUAGCGAUCAUUCCACGAUCAACGUCACUGACAUCACAUUUAUUUCCUACUCCGCUGUUUGGCCUGAAUAGCAACUGAACCUGUUGAUCAUAUCUGCAUGUGUUUAUGCUUUGAGUUGCAGGCAUGUGAUUAACAGAUUUGCAUUAAUGAGCUGGUAUACAGUUGUAGCUAACAAAGUGGCCAUUUAGUGCAUUUCCCAUUUAGACAUACCCUCACCCAUCUCGAAUAUGAACACGGAUGAGAUCUGGGCCUGAUGAUUGACGAUUUGCAUGUUUGUAACAACAGGUUGAUGCUGGCAAGGCAGUGGACAAAACUUGUUAUAAGGUGGUGGUAAACUGGAGAGAGAGACCCGUCACUGUUCCCUCUAAACUACACAUCUGUGUAACCAAAAUGGUCUCGCAAACGGAGCCUUUGUUGCAGCGCAUAUGGAAUUAAACACUGCCAGAUAAACAUUUAUGAAACCCGAAAGUUUGUCUUUGUUGUAAUGCAUUUUUAUCAUAUUGUUUAAUUAAUAAUUAAAAUCAAAAGAAUAUUUUUCUUGUCAGUCUCAUUCUAAAUAUUCAUAGAUGCACAUUACGAAAAAGGAUUUAUCUAUGAUGCUGAGCUUUUUUCAGGCCGUGUGAAACUUUCCGGCUCAGAGCAAUGGCUGACCCACGCAGCUGCAAAAAUAGUGAUUAGUGGGAACAUUGGAGACCGAACCACCUUACAUUCUAUGCAUAUUGAACACGAUUGAAUGUGGUACAUUAUCGUGCUUCCUGUUAUAGACGAGAUGUUAGAAGUCAAUAGAAUGGACAAAACUGUUUCAUCUGGAGCAUCUCUGGUAUCCAGGAAAUACGAAUGGAUAACAAGAAAAAAUAAUUUUGCCUUGUCUGAGGGAGCGUACUGUGAAGCAAUGAGGCUCAAGUGCUUAACAAUACAGAACUAAUGUUGAGCAGUGAAUAACUAGAAAGUCCAUUUACUAUAAAUAUAAGAGCUUUUCGUUUUCGUUUCUCUAAAAGAUCACUAUUAAUGCCCCGAUAAUCACUUUUACUGCCUUUUCAGAACACUGGGGGUAGUACCUCCCCCAUUAUAGGUAUGAGCAAGGAUGAGAUCUGGGCCAUAUUGCGCAAUUAAGCGUUCAGCAGAUUCGGUAGCAUCUUGGACAGUCCCAGUUCUGAUACCGGGUCUUCCACAGUUUCUCUUUACACACAUCCAAUCUGAUGUACCGAGUUUCCAGCAGUUUGUGUGAGGAAGGCAGGAAUAUGGCAUAGGGGCGAAAAAUAAACAGACACGAUUGAAUGAUGGAGCAGACUCGAUGGACCGAAUCACUUCAUUCUGCUCCGAUAGCUUAUGUCUUACCCUGACUGAAUGAUGAGUCCUUCGUAUCCCGUACCAGGAUUUGUGACGUGUGAGGGACUAUUACAGAUUUGUUCACUGAGAUCCUUUUAUUUGUCUUCAGCGUUUAAAUUUCAGUCAGACUUGCUUUUGAAACAUUGAGCAGAAAUAUUUUGUUCUCCCUUGUAUUGUUAAUGUGCUUCAUGAUCUCCCUGGUUAAAGUUAGACUAUGGUGAGAGAUUUAUUGGAAGAAAAGCCCACAACUGGAAGAGAACCACGACUGAAGAUGAGGGAACAGCAGCAAGUGAACCAGCCCGACGACUGAGAGCAUCAACUGGAGAAAACCCUUCUGACUUAGAGUUUCCAUCGAUCCACUCAGGAAAAAGUUUGGGUAUCACCAGCAGAUGGAGCUUUCCUGCACCGGGACCAACGUGUAAACAAGACGACGACAAUCAGCAAUCGUCAGAAUGGACACAGGUGGGAUAAUGAAUCGAGUAGGGAAAGCACUGAAGAGGAUUUUACCAGGCAACUCAUCGAGGGAAGAUGAUCGAGACACGGGAAGCAAGGUACCAAAGCAGGGUCAGAUUGAGAGCAAUGUCCCAAUAGAAAGCGGUCAGGCAGCAGCGGAAGUGGAGCAAAUUCAGCCCAGAGACAGUGACGUCAGAGACACUGAUCAGGACCCUGGAACCGGUACAAGUGAGGUGACUGUCUGUCAGCCCAGAGACAGUGACGUCAGAGACACUGAUCAGGACCCUGGAACCGGUACAAGUGAGGUGACUGUCUGUCAGCCCAGAGACAGUGACGUCAGAGACACUGAUCAGGACCCUGGAACCGGUACAAGUGAGGUGACUGUCUGUCAGCCCAGAGACAGUGACGUCAGAGACACUGAUCAGGACCCUGGAACCGGCACAAGUGAGGUGACUGUCUGUCAACUCGGAAGCUCAUUGAACAUGGAACUGUCAAGUCCCCAACAAGGAACAGAGCCAGGGUUUACAAUCUCUGACCUCCUGGCACAGGGGGAGGAAUAUCGACUGUACCAACUGACAAAGUUCUACAGAGACAGACUCAAACAAGCAAUUGAAGAAAAGGUUGACAGACUCGCUUUGCUGCUGACAGAGAGGGGAUAUUUCAGUACAGAGGAAAGGGAGAAAGUCACCGAACUGACAGAGAAGGGAAAUCGGACAGAAAGCUCCAGACUCUUCCUCAGUUUGGUGAUGGGCAAAGGCUCCCGGGCCCGGAGGGCGAUGUGGGAAUCCUUUGUGACAUGGAGGACUGAGUUACCAAAGUUGGACAAAAUACUGAAGGAAAUACAGGAACUAGGUCCUGAUCGACAAGAAUACAUGAACAUUGUCCAGGGGUUAUCUGAAUUACCCAGUGAACUGAUAGAUGUUCGACAGAAACACAAGGAGACUCUGCGGGUACAAACUGAAUCACUGAGAGUGAACACGAUCCUGAUGAGGGAGAAGGUGAAGGUUUUCCAGCUGGUUGAUCGAUACGCUGAGCUCACGGUCAUUUCUACUGUUCGAGAUCGGAGACUGGUGGAACAUGAGCUGCUGGCAAGAGGCAGAGACCACGAGGAGUGGAGAGAGGAACAUCUCCGCAGAGAGCUGGAAAAAAUCCAGACUGAUCAGCUGUUCCAGAGCAGCUUUUCCCGGAGUAAAUCCAAAUCUGGGAGUUCAGCAGCAGUGGCUGGAGUCCCGGGGAUCGGAAAAACAACAAUGGUACAAAAGAUUGUUUAUGACUGGGCCAUGGGGAAAAUAUACCAACAAUUCAAUUUUGUCUUUAGUUUCAAAUUCCGGGAUUUAAACUCCAUUGACUGCAGAAUAAACCUGAGGGAACUCAUUCUGGAUCAGUAUCCCUACUUCCAGAAUAUCCUGAGAGAGGUCUGGAAGAACCCAGAGGGAUUGCUGUUUAUAUUCGAUGGUUUGGAUGAAUUCAAAUACAGAAUCGAUUUUGCUGACACAGAAGCUCAGAUCUCAUGCACUGAUCCUGAGUUCAAGUGCAAGGUGUCUGAUAUUGUGUACAGUUUAAUCCAGGGCAAGCUGCUCCCAGGGUGUUCAGUGCUGGUGACCACCCGUCCCACUGCACUACAUUUAUUGGAAAAGGCAGACAUGAGUGUCUGGGCUGAAAUCCUGGGAUUUGUUGGUGACGAACGGAAGGAAUAUUUCAUCAGGCAUUUUGAAGACAAGACGGUGGCAGAAGCUGUUUUCAAACACGUGAAGGAGAACGAGAUCCUGUACACCAUGAGCUACAACCCCUCCUACUGCUGGAUCCUCGCUCUGGCACUGGGCCCCUUCUUCACACAAAGAGUCAGGGACCCGCAGCGAGUUCCCAAGACCAUCACCCAACUGUACUCCUACUAUAUUUACAACAUCCUGAAAAACCACGGCCGUGAGAUUGAGAACCCCCGUGAUGUGUUACUCAGGGUUGGUCAGAUGGCCUUCAGAGGAGUGUUCGAGAUGAAGAUUGUGUUUACAGAUGGAGAUUUGAUCAACUACAAUCUGCAGCCUUCACAGUUCCUGUCUGGGUUCCUAAUGGAGCUUUUGGAGAGAGAGGAUUCUGCCUGGAGCGUGGUGUACACAUUCCCACACCUCACCAUCCAAGAGUUUGUAGCUGCAGUCGCACAAUUCCUGAAUCCACAUCCCGGGGAUAUCCUGAAAUUCCUCACUGAAGCCCACAACAUGACAGAUGGGCGAUUUGAGGUAUUUCUCCGUUUCGUUGCUGGUCUCUCCAACCCAAUGACAGCUCGGGGCCUGGAGGAGUUUCUGGGUCCAUUUCCUCAUCAAACAACCUGCCGGGUGAUUGACUGGGUGAAGGAGGAGGUUAAACGUCAGAGUGGAAACACAGAGAGUGAAGCUGGUAAAAGGAGCCUCCUGAACACAUUGCACUACCUGUUUGAGUCUCAGAAUCGUGGACUGGCUCAGGCCGCACUGGGAUCUGUGGAAACACUUUCAUUCUUGGGAAUGACACUGACCCCGAUUGACUGCGCGGUCCUGUCUCAUGUCAUCGGACUCUGUGAUACAAUAAAACACCUCGAUGUAGCUGUCUGCCACAUUCAGUGUGAAGGAAUCCAGCGGCUGGGACCCAGACUGCACAAGUGCCAGGAGUUGAUACUGAGUGGUAAUGAACUGGGAGAUUCGGGAGUGAAACUGGUGUCUGCGGCUCUGAGGAACCCGGAGUGUAAAGUACAGAGACUAGGGCUGUACCGUGUCGGUCUCACAGAUUCUGGUGCCGAGGAUCUCGUCUCCGCUCUCAGUACAAACCCAUCACUGACGGAGCUGAGCCUGGAAUUCAACUCGCUGACAGACCGAUCUGUCCCCGCUCUCCGCUGUCUCAUACUGAACCACCUAAGUCUGAAGUGGAUCCUGCUGGCGGGGAAUCAGUUCACUGAGACCGGGAAGAAGGAACUGAGAUCUUUGCAGGAACCCAGACCCGGACUGUCACUGUCCGUGUGAACAUCUGAAUGUGUGAACAUCCCCGCCCGCGGGAUGGGGACAUUUUGGCCCGACUCCCGCCCUUAUCUUUAAUGGCCGCGAGCCAGGGAGGGAACGACAGAAGGAUUCAGAAUGGUCACUGAGGAGGGAGUGAAAGGUUGACUGAAAAUGGUCUCUGGGAAUAAAGUGACGGUCUGAGUGACAAUGGGCCGCAGGGAGGGGGCGAUGGGCGGAAUUAAGUCACCUUGUUUCUCAUGGCCGGCAGGGAGGGAGUGAUAAACUGACAAGAGAGUGGGAGUGACAGGCAGAGUUAAAAUGACCGACAGGGUGGGAAUGACGCGGUGAUUGAAAAUUAUCACCAGGGAGGGAGUUACGUGCUGAUUAAAAAUAGGUUUCUGGAUUAAAUCCAGAAUAUAAUAUUAUCACCAGGGAGAGAGUGACGCGCCGACAUAACAUUGUCACCGGGGAGGGAGUGACCGCACAUUGAAAAUGGUCACCAGGGAGGGAGGGAUGCUCUGAGAGAAAAUGGACGCCAGGAGGGGAGUAACACACUGACAAGUUAGAGGGAGUGGCGGCCCGACCUGAAAUAGUCCCUGAUUCCUGUGUUACAAUGGCCGGCAGGGAGAGAGUGAUGGACAGAAUUCAAAUGGCCAACAGGGAGGGAGAGACGCACCGGGUAAAAUGGCCGAAACGGAGACGGUGGCACAUUGGGAAGAGAGAGGGGGCAAUGGGUCGAUGGAAAAUGAUCUAUUGGCCGCUGCUUCGCUUAAACUGUCUGACAGGACAGUUUAGGGUUAGUGAUACCCUGUUUAAAGUGAGCGCCGGGAAGGGAGGGGGUGAGACGCCGAUUGGAAACGGCCGUCACCAUCGUUAAUGUUGUUGAGAAAAAGGGGGAGAUGUGGUGAGUGAAGGAGACGCCGUUCGGUCGGGUUGAAACGGGACCAAGGAGGGAGCGACGCCUUGGUUAAAGUGAGCGGCAGAGAAGGAGUGAAGGACACGUUGACUUCAAAUGGCCGACGCUUCACUGGAAAUGUCUGCUGGGGAGGGAGUGACGGCUUUGGUAGAAGUGAGCACAAGAGAGGGAGGGACGCGCUGAUUUAAAAUGGGCGAAUCCUUGGUUAAUGUGGCCGCCAGGGAUGGAGUGAGACACUGACUUACAAUGGUCACUGUCGCACACAGAAUCUAUGGCGAAGGAACAUGCGGUGCCCGUGGAUACAAUCCCGGGAUCGAGUGUCUUAUUGAUUGUAAUAACAGUAUUUUAAUUUGUGUUUUAUAUAGUCUUGUAUAUAUGUUUUACUUCUAAUAAUUUUGUCAUUGAAUAAACUGAUGUAUACAUCUCAGAUAUU